Drosophila ananassae is the source of this 3886-nucleotide messenger RNA. RefSeq names its product keratin, type I cytoskeletal 9-like. Lineage: Eukaryota; Metazoa; Arthropoda; Insecta; Diptera; Drosophilidae. Bases 49 to 1818 code for a protein of 589 amino acids. The record is from RefSeq and is a predicted model, not a curated record. The transcript has 2 exons. Gene Ontology annotation, biological process: hemolysis in another organism.
GAUUAUCUUCGUUUGAAAUACAUAAGGCGAUGAGCCGAUGAGGUCGUAAUGUUAAAUCGAGUUGCAGAGCAAGAUCAGUUCGCAUUUGAACGUCUUGAAGAACAAGUCUUGAAGAAUCUCUCCGCCAUGGCCAUGAAGAAAGUGGCCCAUCUUUUGCUCGUUCUGGCCCUGGGACUUGCAGUCGCGAGUUCCGAAAACCAGUUCCCAAAUUCCCCGUGUAAUACAGGAGGAGAAGGAGAAGGACAAGGAGGAGGAGGAGGAGGAGGAGGAGGAGGACCACGAGUACCUUCAGAUCAUCAGAGAGUCGUCAACGCCCUAAACAGCCUAACGAACAUUGUUACCGCCUACAAGGACGAGAUCGACACUAAAGUGAGGCUGCCGCAGCUCCAGAAGGUGAUCAACACGAUUGACACCUCCAUGUUGGACUACCAAGGAAGGGCCAAGAGCCAUCUGGAUCAGUUGCGGAACAAGUUUAGUGUGGCCAGCCUCUCGUACCAGGAGUGCGUGAAUCCGAUCUUCGAGUGGUGCAUCUCGAUCAAUCCCAGCAUCAAUCUCUUCCUCAACAACAUCAAUAAAACCGGCAUCAGUUGCUCGGAUAGGAAUAUUUUGUGGAAAAUGCUGAGCAAUGGGCUGCAGAAUGGUCUGGUGAAGGCCCACGACUCCCUCUCCGCCCUAAGUCAGUUCGAGGACAAGGCUAAUGAUGUGGCCUGGGUACUAGCCCAGAUGUACACCGACAUCGAAUCCGAUUUCAAGAGUAUUAGCAACAAACUGAAUAGCGAAAUUCAAGGCUUGCAGUGGAACAGAAGCCCUCAAAAUAUCAAAUGGGAGACGGUCAUUGGUUACAUAUUCUGGAGCAUCAUUGAGCUCGUGAAGGAUCCAAGUUUCGAAAGGAUAUUCAAGUAUUUCCACCCAGACCAUUGGAAGUACAUCAACGAGGAGAAGAUAGCCACCAAGCAGAAGGAGAUCGAGAUAAUCAAUCGGUUCUUCGAAAUAAUGAAGCAGACACUCACGGAAGCCACCUCCAUAGCUGGCCAGGUGAAGGUUGGCCUGGACAGGGAGAAGCCCAUCGUGGAAGCCUCCAUUCCCCCCCGCAUGGACAUUGUGGCGUUGAUGGGCCAGGACGAGGUGCGCAGUGGCUUGGAGCCGAUCUUCCGUCAGUUGGACAGCGUCUGCAAGGAGUUCACCACCCUGCGGUCUGCCCAAUUGACCGGAUCACGAAGAGGAAAAGGACCAGAAGAAACCGGUGGUCCAGGAGGAAAUGGAAAGCAGCGAACACAAGGAGGAAAUGGAGGAAGACCAGGACAGACAGGACUGUGGGGACAUGAAGGACUUACUGGACAAGCGGGACACGCAAGCCAACCAGGAGGACAACCAACACAAGGAAAUGCAGGACCAUCAGGUUAUAAAGGAUCUACAGGACAACCGAGACAGGCGGGACAAACAGGAUAUGGAGCACAACCAGAAUACAAAGCACAAUCAAGAUAUGGAGCACAAGAAAGAUGUGGAGUACAACCAGGGGAUGGAGCACAACCAGGAUAUGGAGCACAACAAGGAUUUGGAGCACAACAAGGAUAUGCAGCACAACCAGGAUAUGGAGCACAACAAGGAUUUGGAGCACAACAAGGAUAUGCAGCACAACAAGGAUAUGCAGCACAACAAGGAUAUGGAGCACAACAAGGAUAUGGAGCACAACAAGGAUUUGGAGCACAGCCAGGAUAUGGAGCACAACAAGGAUAUGAAGCACAACAAGGAUUUGGAGCGCCAUCAGGAUCACGGAGGAACAAGGAUCACGUGGGGGACACAAUCCGGCAAUCGUGAUACACAUGAAGGAUCCGUAAAACAAAUUGCAGAUUAUUAUUUUUAUACCCUUGCAGAGGGUAUUAUAAUUUUGGUCAAAAGUGUGCAACGCAGUGAAGGAGACAUCUCCGACCCUAUAAAGUAUAUAUAUUCUUGAUCAGGAUCACCUCCUGAGUCGAUAUGAGCAUGUCCGUCUGUCCGUCGGUCCGUCUGUCUGUCGGUUUCUACGCAAACUAGUAGCUCAGUUUUAGAGCUAUCGAGUUGAAACUUUGCACACAUCCUUCUUUUCCUUGCAGGUAGUACAUAAGUCGGAACGGCCGGGAUCGGUCGACUAUAUCCUAUAGCUGCCAUAUAACUGAUUGAUCGGAAAUGGCAUAACUUUGUUGUUUUUUAAGAUAGAGGGUUGGGACUUUCCACACAUGUUAUAUUUGACUAACAUAUCUUAUGUACAAAAUUUCAUAAGGAUCGGCCAACUAUAUCCUAUAGCUGUCAUACAACGAUCGGAAUUGGCAUAACUUUGGUGUUUUUUAAGUUAGAAAGAUGGGACUUGGUACAGAUUCUAUUUUGGACAAAAUAAUCUGAUUUGCCAAAUUUCAUCGGAUCGGCCGACUAUAUACGAUCUUCUAUAUAUGUAAUAAUAUAAGAUGCGUGGCGCCACCUAGCGGACUGCGACUGAACUGCAAGGGUAUAUCAACUUCGGCUCCGCCCGAAGUUAGCUUUCCUUUCUUGUUUUUUUAUAAAUUACUUCAUGUUGAUAUUUAUCAAGAAUACAUCCGAAUUUUUAAAUAAAAGAAACGAUUUAUUUUAAUUUUUGAGACUUGGAACUCCCAGUUCCUAUAGCGCCUUUUCGAUCAAGGGUUUUGAUUAAUUAAACACUAUACCUAGAUACAUAUAUCACAUCAAAUAAAAUCUGAUAUUAAUUUUGAUGACAAAAAAAAGGUUUAUAUUUUAAAAAAAUUAGACAAAAAAAUUAUUUUUACCCGGAACGUCCUUAUAUUGUUUAUUGUUAUUGAAUAUGUACAUUAGCUUCACCAUGGUUAGCUCUACUUAUUGGACUAUAUCUUGAGUAAGCGAAUUUUCCCAGAUAUGAACGAUAUAUCAAAAGUUGCGUUUUCUCAAGGACUAUCUCCACAAGCAAAAUGAAUAGAAUCGUUAGAGCCAAUUUAAAAAAAACAAAUUUUUAAUAAAAAAAAAGUCUUUUCAGUGUAUCAUUUUUUCUUACGAUUUAGAAAUUAGGUCCUAACGAAAGUGAAUAAGAUAUUUAAAAAACUUUCUAUCGAUGUACGCAUUUUUUAAGUUUAAGAGAAACAUCUUCAUUUGGGAAAUUCUUUAAAAAUCGAAUAACUAUUAACAGAAAGUAGGAUCGGGUUGGUGGGGGCAUUAAUUGACGCGUAUUUUCGAAUAUAUUUCACAUAUCUCAAACAUAAACCACAAUCUCCAAUUUAGUGAAUCAAAAGUGAAUCGGACUGCCAUCCGCCGUGAUAUAUCUUAUAAUCCUGGCCAUACUAUACCAUCCAUACUGUCUUUUAAUUAGUGCUAUAAUAUAUUUCAGACAUAAAAUAUUUAUUUUUAGCUUAGCUCCUUUGACCAAAGCUUAAGGAGUUAUGUAUAUUCAGUUAUGAUUUUCAAAAAAUCAAAAUUUAAAAAAAAAAAUAUAGAAUUUUGAGUUUUUGCAUUUUCUUAAUAUACAUAUAUCUGAGUAUUCACACACAACAUUUUUGAAUAUUUUUGAAAUUGUAGACAGGGGCAGUAUAGGCAGUAGGGGACCAGUAGUUAAAUGCUUUUUUCUCAAAACUGUGUUUUGAAAGUCGGUGAGCAAGAUUUUUUAGAAACGGCUGAAAUUUCUAAACAUGAUUUCCCCAUCCGAUGAAAAUUUAUUAUUUUUAUAAACAAAUUUCUAUGAUUCAGUCCAAAGAUAUCGUGCUCACCGCAAGACUUUUUUUUAAAGGACGUCUGCAAAAUUGGCAAAAUGAACGUUUCCUAUAAUUAUUUUGAGCAAUAAAAAAUAUGUAAAUAUAGUUUAAGAUUGUCAUAAUUUACCUGCCAAGAUUCAAAUCAAUAAACCAAAUAGUUUGCUUUGAAAAAAUUC